GUGGCGGGUGAUCAAAAUUUUAGCCGAUUGUUGUCAUUAGUUACGGGCAGGUUUGUCUCGUUUUCUCCAGGUUUUGAAGAUGUUUACGGAUGAAGUGCUGGACGGAGCAGAGUUUAAAUCAUCAUGGAAACGAGAGAGGCCAACUAAAUCAAGUGGCUCCCAGACCAGUGAGGUACUCACGAAUGAUUCAGAUGCUCAAACAUCGUACAAAGCAAAUGCGAAGGUUCAGACGGACCCAGUCAAAGAAAAGAAGUUUGAACUUGCAACAGACAAUUCGCAGGCUUUUCAAGACUUCAUAGCGAAGGCUACACCGAACAUUUGUGCCCAGUUGGAGCGCAAUGCACGCAGCCACGCUUUCGAUGGUUGGGAUGUUAACUGGGAGGAGGACACAGAAACAGUCACCUGUCAACAUAAGCUAAGCCACGCCCCCCUUAAGGAGGAGUUACAGUGCACACGGCUUGCGUGGAACUGUACUGGCUCAUCGCUGGCAGUGGCUUAUGGGCGGUUGGACCACCAGGACUGGUGUACGCACAGAGGGUCACUCUGCAUUUGGAAUGUUGGCCUGAAAUCAGUCAACGCAGAAAAGGCCGACACAGUUGUGGAUGUCAAUAGUUGCUUGAUGUGCUUAGCGUACCAUCCAGAGAAACCUUCUGCAAUCGUCGGCGGUAACUUUAAUGGCGAGGUCUUAUUGUGGGAUCUGACCAGGGAGGACGACAGUCUUCUGGCUACGUCAGGCAUCGGCGACGACUCGCACCGAGAACCAGUGUCAGAGGUCAUGUGGCUGCGAGAUCCAAACAAACCCAAGAAAUAUAAUAUUGUAAGCGUCAGCAGUGAUGGACAAGUCUUAGUGUGGAAGAUCAACGCCAGGAAAGGAGCCUUGGAGCUAACAGAAGGAUUCUUGCUGUUGGCUAGCAGCAUGCCAGCUACCCUCGGCCAGCCCAAGGCCAAGGGGGAAGGGGAGAUGGGCGUGAACUGUAUCUCCUAUGUCUCGGAGGACCAGAGCCAGUUUGUGAUUGGUUCGGAGUCAGGCGGAGUCUUCAAGUGCUCCAUGAACUCCACAACUCCAGUGCCAACAACCGAGUUGCUGCGCUCCGUACCCCUCCAUUCCCCCGUGGUCUUUGCCUUCCAGCCCCACCACGCCCCCGUCCACUCCAUCGAUUGUUCCCGUUACCAUCGCAACUUGUUCCUGACCUGUGGGAUGGAUUCGGAGGCACGCAUUUACAGCAUGCUGGAGUCAAGGUCUAUCAUCUCUAUUGAGCCAUCGGCUGGAUACCUCUUCUGCGCGCGAUGGUCCCCAGUACGCCCUCUUGUGUUAGCGGUGGCGACGGGCGAAGGCAAGCUCCUCAUCUACGAUCUGAAGACGAGUCGCAUCAAUCCAGUGCAGACGCUUGAGGCAAGUCCCAAGAAGAGCGCUUUGCACACGCUGGAGUUCAAUAACAAGAAUGCCACGUUGGCCACGGGCGAUGCCGACGGUGUAGUCCUGAUCUGGCAGCUGAGUGACAUGUUGUCCAAGCAAGGUUCUCGAGAGGUGGAGAUGCUCGCUGAUAUUGCCAGCUCGGCUGGGGACUAAAAACGACAUCUUUACUUGUGUUUGUAUCACAAAGGUGUACCCAGGAUUGUGGCUGUAUACAGGCUACAACCGCUUCACAUUUCACUCGAAUGCAAAGGGGAUGUGAAUUUGAUGUCAAAAAACAUUCAAGAAACUUUGCUGCAGUUUUUAGUUUGAAUGCGGCCUAUUUCUUUUAAAAAUCGCUUGAGCAUUCACUCUCACACUUAUCAUGAACCAGCUUCAAGGCCCAACUUAAACACCUCAAGCUCUAACUUUACCGUCACAAGUAGGUUAUGGUCAACUUUUUAUUUCUAAUCAAAUAAAAACGGAUGUAAUAAUAAUAAUUUCACUCAUCAUGCAGCUUUUUAUUUGUAUGAGGUAACUGGAAAAUAUGUGCAGUUUUCCCACACAAAAAGAAAUUGAGAUAAAAAUAGGUAGCAAAUUGUUUUCAUACCAAGCUAUUGUGACUUAGAAU
Messenger RNA from Patiria miniata (bat star), 2024 nucleotides. RefSeq names its product cytoplasmic dynein 2 intermediate chain 2-like (gene wdr34). Gene Ontology annotation, molecular function: dynein light chain binding; dynein heavy chain binding. The transcript has 13 exons. Bases 80 to 1570 code for a protein of 496 amino acids. The record is from RefSeq and is a predicted model, not a curated record. Gene Ontology annotation, cellular component: cytoplasmic dynein complex; ciliary plasm. NCBI's taxonomy places the organism in Eukaryota, Metazoa, Echinodermata, Asteroidea, Valvatida, Asterinidae. Gene Ontology annotation, biological process: intraciliary transport.